UUUUUUCUUUAAAGCAAAAAUCUCACUUCGCACUAUAUAUUAAUUGCUUCUCCACUGCCCUUUGUCUCUGUACAUCUCAAGAACACGAAGAAGAAGAAGAAGAGACAGAGACUGAAAUCGCCAAAUACACUUGCUGCUGGUAUGAUGUUGUUGCUUACUCCUUAGAUUUGGUGUAGACAUAUGGUUCUUUCAACGAUCUUCGCUCUUCACCUCAAACAGGGUGUGGUUCGCAGCUUUUGAAAUGAUGAAUAUUCAAUCAUCUGAUUGAGUAAUUUUAUGCAUAUCCAUCCAUAGACAAAAACAAGAAGGAAAACAUAUAUAUUUUAAAGAAAAAGAUUAUAUCAAGAAAAAUAUGAUGAUGAUGAUGAGAAGAAGGCUGGCUUGCUGCACCUGGGAUAGAGAAAUUAGCCUCGACUUCGAUGAACAAGAGAGGAUUGUGACAUACAAUGGCCUUGAGAGUUGCAUUCAAAACAACCAAUCUUAUGAAAAUGAAAGUGGCACAAGCCAAGGAGAUGGGUGUAUGAGUGACUCCUUCGAAGAUGAUGACUUGAGCUGUUCUUCUACCAAAGAUGCUUUUGGAUCAUUUUCUUCUAAAUGUUUGACAAUGAAGAGGGAUGAGCACAGUUUGGAUGAUUGGGAGCUCUCAGAAAGCCCCCAACAUUUUUAUGUCAAGGCAAAACCAGUUUAUACUACCCAAUUUUCGGAUGUGGAGACAAUGAAGGAAAAAUUUGCAAAGCUGUUAUUGGGUGAAGAUAUAACAGGAGGUUGUAAGGGCCUCACUACAGCAUUAGCAUUAUCCAAUGCCAUAACAAAUCUUGCAGCUUCAGUUUUUGGGGAACUGUGGAAACUAGAGCCAUUGCCUGAAGAAAACAAGAACAAAUGGCGAAAAGAAAUGGAUUGGUUGCUCUCUCCUACAAACUAUAUGGUUGAGUUAGUUCCUACAAAGCAAAACGGCGCCAAUGGCAAGGCCUUGGAGAUAAUGACUCCAAAAGCUCGCGCAGACAUCCAUAUGAAUCUUCCAGCACUUCAGAAGUUGGACUCCAUGCUUAUUGAGACACUGGAUUCAAUGGUGAAUACUGAGUUUUGGUACACAGAAGUAGGCAGCCGGGCAGAAGGUAGGACCAAAAGCACAAAGCAGAGCAAGAGGUGGUGGCUCCCAUUGCCACAGGUACCCACAACUGGGUUUUCUGACUCAGAAAGGAAAAAACUGCUCUAUCAGAGUAAAGUGGUCUAUCAAGUCUUCAAGGCUGCCAAAUCUAUCAACGAAAAUGUAUUGCUUGAAAUGCCCGUACCAACCAUUAUCAGGGAUGCACUACCUAAAUCUGGAAAAACAAACCUUGGCGAGGAACUGUAUAAGAUCCUGACUGCAGAUUCAAAAACAGCUGAGGAAAUGCUUAGCUCUCUUAAUUUAAAAUCUGAACACAGUGCACUUGAGGCCAUUAACAAAUUGGAAGCUGCCAUGUUUGCAUGGAAAGAGAAGAUUACAGCACAAGUUAGUAGUAAAUCCCCUGUUCGAACAUCUUGGUCCUUUGUUAAGGACCCUAUUUCAGAAUUUGACAAGACAGAGUCACUGUUGGACAGAGCAGAAAUCCUUCUGCAGCAAGUCAAGGCCAGAUAUCCAAAUCUUCCUCAAACAUUUCUUGAAGCUACAAAAAUCCAAUAUGGCAGGGAUGUUGGCCAUUCAAUUCUGGAGGCGUACUCCCGGGUUCUUGGGAAUUUGGCUUUCAGCAUUUUGUGUAGGAUAGGGGACAUUUUGCAGGAAGAUGCUUCAAGCAAUCCCAAUUCUCAUGCAACAAUCAGUUACUUCCCUGGAAUAAAUGUAUCAGGAAUUCCAGAAACUCCAGUUCAUGCUCUUCACUCGCGACGCUUGUUGGUUGAUCAGAUGAAUAAGGUGGAUGGAAAGUACCGUGAAUCUAAUGCUAGUUAUAAUUCUGAUAUAGGAUUCUCUUACAGUGAAGCCAAAGCAAGCUCCGUAAAUGCAACACCAAGCAGAAGCAGAGUAUGGUGCAUUGGUAGAGAAGCUUGCAUAAGUGUGUCUCCCAGUAAUUCACCAUGAUAAAACAAAAGGAGAGCUCUAUGGCUUUUUAUGAGUGAAACCAUCUUUUUCUUACUCUUAAAGAAGAAGAGGUUUUUAUAUUGCAAGCUUAUGUAGAUGAUAUUACCAUAUGCGUAAUGAAAUAUGAAGAGGUUAAUUUUGCCUUCUAUGUA
This is a messenger RNA of Hevea brasiliensis (rubber tree), 2208 nucleotides long. Its product is annotated as rop guanine nucleotide exchange factor 14. The record is from RefSeq and is a predicted model, not a curated record. The transcript has 8 exons. Gene Ontology annotation, molecular function: guanyl-nucleotide exchange factor activity. Lineage: Eukaryota; Viridiplantae; Streptophyta; Magnoliopsida; Malpighiales; Euphorbiaceae. The coding region runs from base 353 to 2056 and encodes 567 amino acids.